This is a messenger RNA of Linum trigynum, 1788 nucleotides long. The record is from the annotation of a GenBank genome assembly. Lineage: Eukaryota; Viridiplantae; Streptophyta; Magnoliopsida; Malpighiales; Linaceae.
GCUAUUCUCCGUAAAACGUAAAAGAGGGGGGAAAGGGAAACCAAUCUAAACCAGAAAACUGAAAAGCUCCGAACAUGAGGGGUUGCUGCAAAACCCUAAUCCAGAGUUCCCUCCCUUCCCUCCACAACUCGAAGCCCUGCUACAUCUCCAAUUCCAGCCAUGCCUUCCCCUUCCUCCCCCGCGCUCUCCCUAGCUUCUCCUUCAAUUCCUCAUCUCCCAGAGCUAAACGUCCCCACACCUUCCAUAUCCACUCUUCCCGUUCUAAUUCCAGUUCUUCAGCAGCACUAGGAGUAGCAAUCUCUUCGGAAUCGGCCGAAGAUGAACCCCAAGACGACCCGAAGAGGGACACCGUGGAGCACUUGCUCACCAACCCAGACGACAUUUCCAGGCUGAUGAAGAUGGAGAGGCGGCAGCAAGGCGACUGUGAGAAGCCAUGGUUUCCUUACUUGGAUGCGUUCAAAUGUGGGAAUGGCGCGUGCUUGAGUAGCGGAGAAGUGUUGGAAGCAAUGGCGCCGUAUAUGAUGGAAGAGAGGAGAGAGAGGUUCAGGACCGCCGUGAAGAACCGGAGUUACUCGGUUUGUCUGGUGGUGGAAGGGUUGAACGAUUUCGGGAACGUUUCUGCUACGUUUCGUUCUGCUGAUGCGCUCGGGUUUCAGUCUGUUCAUGUCAUCAACCCGGAUAGCUCGAAAAGGUAUAGAGAUAACCGCCAUGUUAGCAUGGGAGCUGAGAAAUGGUUGGACAUUGAGUUGUGGGACUCUACUGCAGAGUGCUUCCAAGUUCUCAAGUCUCGUGGUUAUCGAAUUGCUACAACGCAUGUUGGAAUGGAUGCGGUAUCGAUUUAUGACAUGGAUUGGUCAUGCCCCACUGCAAUAGUUGUUGGCAACGAACAUAGGGGGAUAAGUGACCAGGCACUUGGACUUUCAGAUCUGCAUUGCAGUAUACCAAUGAAUGGCAUGGUCGACUCUUUCAAUGUAUCAGUUGCUGCUGGCAUUCUCAUGCACCAUGCUGUUUGUGACAGAACUUCUCGUCUGGGGCGGCAUGGGGAUUUAACAGCAGAAGAAAGUAAGAUACUGCUGGCUGAGUUCUCACUGCGCCAUAGCAAGAGCGCGAUAAGCAUCGCACAUGAAUAUGCAAAGAGAAGUAAGGCUUCCACGCCUCUACCAAAGCUGUGAUGCAGACAGUAAGAAAAGCAAAGAAACAUCUGCAACGGGCAAAUUUGCGUUGGUUUCAAUUUCAUGAGAGGCAAAUAAGAAAUCACACAGUUAAUUGGUGCUUGCCUGGAAACAAGUGGAGGUGACGAGCUUUAUCAAGUGCAGGCUCUAAAGAGAGAACUCAAGCAGGUAUAGAUACUGAUGGCUUAGAUUCCUUACGACUCAAAAACAUUGUACUUGUUACAUGCUUAUCAUUUUGAUAAUGGAAAAUGCUAUUUGGUCUUCAGAACCUCCCCUUAUAAUUGAUCUCACUGCCAACCCUGCUAAAACUUGAGAUGAUUUGAGUGUUUCAGAAUGUUGUGGUGAUGCCACCUAAGUCCAUCCAUUGAUUGAGAUCCUGCCAACAUGAUUGGAACUGAUAGGGUGCCUUUAACUGAGUAACCGGACCUGCUGAUGUGAAACACCCAGACCAGACGCAUACAGUGCUCGAACGGACUGGUCGAACCAGAAAUCGAUCUUAGCAUCUGUUUUAAACUAACUACCCAGAAAUCAGUUGCUCACAGCUUUGUUCGAUUUGAUUUUUAGACCAAUUUCUUUAGAGCAUCUAAUUGCCUCAAAAUCAAGGGAUCAAAAGAGU